Molecule: messenger RNA, 534 nt
Organism: Nannizzia gypsea CBS 118893
Lineage: Eukaryota; Fungi; Ascomycota; Eurotiomycetes; Onygenales; Arthrodermataceae
Product: glutathione-dependent formaldehyde-activating
Exons: 2
Coding region: 1-534 (177 amino acids)
Molecular function (GO): carbon-sulfur lyase activity
Source: RefSeq, a predicted model, not a curated record
AUGUCGACCGAAGCCAGCUAUCCGUUGGAGGGAGGAUGUGACUGCAAGGGAGUGCGGUACCAGGUGAAGACGGCUCCCCUGAUAGUCCACUGCUGUCACUGCACCUGGUGCCAGCGUGAAACCGGCUCGGCCUUCGUCAUCAACGCCGUCAUCGAGUCCGACCGCCUCGUCCUGCUCACGGGAGAGACAGAGAUAGUCAACACGCCAUCAGCGAGCGGGAAGGGCCAGGAGAUCGCCCGUUGCACCAGCUGUCGAGUCGCCCUCUGGAGUCACUAUCCCAACACCGGCCGGCUGACGUCCUUCAUUCGAGUCGGGACACUGGACGAGCCGAACUCGCUGCCACCGGACGUCCAUAUCUUCACCUCCACGAAGCAGAAAUGGGUCGUCCUCCCGCCAGACGCUGCUGUGGUAGAGACCUUCUACCAGCUGGACGAGACCUGGAGCAAGGAGAGUCUUGCGAGGAUGGAGGCGCUGAAACCGGCGGUCGAGAGGUACAAGGAGGAUCUUGCAAAGCGCGGUCUCACCCUGUCGUAG